UAGCUACAUAUAGAAACGUAGCUCUACUUCUGUAUUAUACGGUCGUCACAACGCGUAGAUGGUGAUUAGUCAACGGUGUAUGGACCAUAUACCAAACACAGUAGAUUCAUCGCAACUCGUAGUACAAUCUACACAUCGUAAGCCACUGGAAUAGUCUGCGAUCUUUAUAUUACAUAAAGGUUCAAGGGACUACUGUGUGCUUUUAGAGGGUUAUAAAGCCUGCAAUGCGAGCUUGUACCUUCUAAACUGCAUAUAGUCAAGUGGCCCGAUGUUAGAUCGAUUGCGUAGCUCGGGAAAUGAGCGACGCCUAGAUGAUUAUUCUUCUGAUCCGGUACUCCCGGAUACUGGGGAGCCGGAUGCAUUUUAUCACGACGAUCCGCAGUGUCCGUGUUACGUUUGUACUAACGGCAUGAUGGAAUCGAAAUCAAGUAUGUCUACGGACGAUACUUCCACUGGUGUGGAGUUCGCCGUCCGAUCGUUUUGGCGCCUGGCUAAAACUCAAAAUGAUGUGGAGUCGCCCAUGGAAGGCCACUGCCGUGGGUUUUACUACAAGCUUUUGUUACACCCUCGGGGUACUGCUGGGACUGAUAGUGAAGCAAGUCACUUAUCGGUUUUCGUAGAGGCUUCUGUUCAAGACUGGUAUCCGCAGUAUUGGGUAUUCCCCAACGUACGUUUUGAGUUGACGGUUGUUAAUUUUAAGGACCCAAAGCAAUCGGUUACUUCCUGGGCGCAUUGGAGUUUUUCCAGUGACGCUACAAGCCGUGGUUGGCAGAAGAUGAUUUCCCACAGUAGGCUGACCAAAGCUAGCGGGUUCAUGGAUGAGGAUGGUACCGUAUUAGUUCGAGGUAAGGCAGAGCCGCCGUAUUCCAUGUUAUGGUCCAAUUCUCCUCUGUACCACCCGCAGAUGAUGUGGGAGUACAUCCCUAAUCGUGCUCAACGCGAGCUAUCAGCGGAGAUGCAGUCGGAUAAGAACGGUUCGGGCAAAUGCAAGCGUUUGAUAUCUGUCCAUGACAGCAGUUUAAACAUACCUUCCUAUACGUUCGAGUUCCGUGCUCCAGGUAGUGGUAACUACGGUACUGCAACUCCUGCAGCGCUGCCUAAUGCCCCUCCUGCGGCGAUUUCUGACAAGGAGCGUGAUGGCGACUAUGGGUACUACGUUGACAAUAAGGCUAAUCAAGUGGAUGCCCCUAUGACACCGCCUCAAGCGGAUGCUAAGGAGCCUCCACCGCCAUUACCAAUACAGCCUGAGCCCAUAACCGAUACAAACCAGUCUAUAGAGAACCAGGACUACAUAGAGCCCAAUGCUGAAGAGUCGAUAAUGCGUCUGCAGACUGAUGAGCACCCUACGGUAUCCAACAACACUAUCCUCAGGUUCCUGGACUCCGUGAUACCAGCGUUGCAACCCACUCUGGAUGCUGACCUCUUAGCGCUUAUGACUCACAUUCUAUAUCACUUGCGUGAAUUCAGGAAGCGAGUUCUCAUGUGGAUACCUCCGGAACCCACCGAAGAGGGUGGUAAGAGCGGGAAUGGUAUAAUUCUGGCCUUACAGAAGACAUUUGCGUACAUGCAGUUGUACCCGUUUGCCGCUGCUUGCAUGGCAUAUAAGCACGCAGGCAUCGACCCUCAUCAGCUGUCGAAAUACUACUUGUAUGAAUUGCUCCCCAAGAUGCCGAAUGUCAAGAUGGGCCACAGUGCUUCGGACGGCACGGAUGGUUCUGGGCUAGGUAAUAUUAACGACAGGUCACCUGCUGCCAAGUAUGAAAGUAACUUGCAACCGAAGAAGCAGUCGGUAUCGCGUCAACCUAAAAGCACUGCAGUUCCAUGGAGCCGAGUCCAUAUACCAGCUCCAUUCCCAAAGCCCAGUGAUGUUCCUGGAUAUGACGAUAAUGAUGAGUUUAAGAACCCGCACUGCUGUUACUUUGACGGUGGGCGUUACGAAUGGGAGAUUAAACGCCGCGCCAACCCGGAUGGCAGUACCAGCGAGAGUAUAAUGGACCACUUAUAUACCCCGAGUAACAUUUUUGGGACCAAUGAUGACCAGGUUGGGAGUUACAAGCUCUUGCCGGGUACACUUAGCUACAGCAUCGGGAACCGGGGUGAUGUGUUUGACCAUUUAGUUCCACAGCCACCAAAUAUCAAGUUGUUGCUCAAGUCAAUGCACAUGAGUGACUUGCAGGUCCUAGAAACCCAGGACCAGUUGAUAAACAUACAUACUGAGCUGUUCAGCAUGCUCCUAAUGGACCUGGCUGCCGCCAAGCAUACGAUAAAGCAGCGUCGGUUAAUGGCCAAUGCCAAGGGCAAUUCCGAACCCAGCCCGGAGUACAGUUUGCCGUGGUACUUGAGGGACCAGACUGACCUUGAAGCGACGUGCAAAUCGCUAUUUUCUGGUGCUGGUGAUAAUGAAGGUCUUUUCCACAAUGGUGAAGUUAACGAUAUAGCAAGCAUAUACAUCCGUUGCAAACACUCACACUCACUGCAAAAGGCACUUGAAAACACUACCAAGUCCAUGUCUAAAUUCCCCGAAGUAUUAUUUUUCUACCUAUACCCAGCGAAAAAUGCUAAGAAGGGUGAGCUUUUCGAUAUACCGCUGCGUCUUGACUGCACUAACCUUUGUGAGGGUGCGGCGACACCUGAGGACCAUUUUGACGUCACGGGUCCUCAGAGUCCGCAGAAGAUGGCACCUGCUGGUGACAACACUAGCGACUCCAGGGGCAGCUCCGGCCCUGUAGUUUACUGCGACUACUCCGAUGAGGAAGAGGACGAUGAAGAGGAUGAGCCUGAGGAUAUCCUGAGCGAUGGCUUCGGUAAUUUCGAAGGCGACUGCAAGAAAGGCAAGCACUCGGCCCAUGUUAAGUGGUAUUCUUUAUAUGCCCUCAUUCUUAGGGAGGGUGAUAUACGAUCUGACGGUACUGGUGGCAAUUUCCAUUCUCUACUGCUACGACCUGAAGAAGAUGGUCCUUGGUACCGUAUAGGUGAAGGCCGUGUCGAGAAGCUGUUAACCAAGAUGGACUUCACUGAAUGGAAGUGCCACCGUGAUUUUUUCUGUGCAGCUGCGAUAUAUGUAGCCGAGGAUUACAUCGACAUGUUACAAGUGGGUGAAGUUGACCUUUCUGGUAACAUUAAGAGUUGGAACCCCAAGUUAUUCUAUGACACGCUAGAGGCACUUGGCGUCACUGAGCAGGACCUCUCAAACCCAGUACUUGCCGUCAUGGCUCAGAAACAGAUGGAAUCCAUGGAAUACAGGUCACAGUUAUCUGGUGAAGACAUGGUGACACCCAGUGGCUCCAUUACGCCAACGUAUAUGUCCUCUCGCUCCAGGGUUUACUGCAACACUUCACAGGGCACUGACUCGGAGUCAUCCUCACGGAAACUGUGCGAUACAUCACUAGUACCAGUGAAGCAGGACUCCGAGCUUGAGGACAUUCCUAUCAGCAAAGAGUCGGAUAGUGAUGUGGUACUAGACUACACCAUUGCCAGUUUGGUAUAUAAUCGUAAAAUUGGCCAGCGCCAUCCUAGGUUAGGAUUGAGUUGUGAGUUACAUGGUUACUCCAUGAACGCGUUGAAUACCAUGCAUAAGAGAGAGUUGAACCUAAAGAAAAUUGAGCCCAUCACGGAUAAGGAAUUUUGCAGGCGUCUAAAUCGCGCAGAAACCAUUAAGCCAUUUAUGAAGUGGAUCUUCUAUGCAUCCAAGGAGAACAAUUACCUAUUGAACGAUGUAAAAAACUUGUCAGAAGGCAAGACAUUAAUACGUUUCCUGCAGCAGCGUGAGCGAUUUUUCGAAGAGGAGUUUUGCCACCUCACUGCUGAGAUAAUGCUAAAGGAGGUUGGCGAGCACAUGGCGCUGCACAAGGUCUAUCGCUGGGAUACCGACAAGUCAUGGUGCGGCUGUGAAUGUACCAAGUGCUCGGAACAUUGCCCAGCUCUGCUACUCACCGAUAAGGGUAGAUUUGCUGGUGAGGACCUCAAGGAGGUGCUUAGGGAGCCAUCCACUAUUCUAUUCCGCAAUAUACAGAUUUUGCGCUGCCAUUUGGAGUAUUUCUGCAAGGACUGCUGGAACCUGAGUCGCCAGGACAAGGAUGUACAGCAGGUUUCUGAUAUCAAUGGCUUCAAGGCCACUUCAGAACGCUCGGCAUUGUUCCUAGUGGAAUGCAUCUGGGAUGCAUGCCUGCGGUAUACCCACGACUGCAGGACCUUGUUGUACCUUAAGGCCAUAUCGGACAACCCCGACGCCAUUGCGACCAACCUGGGUUUGCACAAGAUAAAGUCUAGUGCAAUACCAGCGGCAAAGCCUUCUAGCGCAACUACGUCUACCACUGACCAUAGCACUGACCUAUUCGUAUUCGACGGCACGCUUUCGCAGAACAUCGAUGUCCUCGAGGGAGCUUUCGUGGACUGCUACGAUACGAAAUAUGACUUGACCGUGGGCGAGGAGCUGCGCAUUAUGCGUUUCUUCGACGCCAAGUACCAUUUGCCCACAGUGUUCCAAAUGCGCAAGUAUCUCAGGGAGAACCGUGUUCUGGUAUAUGGCUUCGUGCGUCCUCACGAGCUUCUAAGGGCCUACCUGGAGACUUUGUACCCAGGUGAAAACAUCAAGGGCGAGAUAGAAGCCAUGGCCCCGAGUGUAAUUUGGAAUGAGAGUGUUUUUGACCAAAAGGUUAACACAGACAGUUUAUCACCAGAGACAAGGGCGCUCUACGGGAUACGCGAUAGCGCCAGUGACAUUGAGACUAGCUGUGGAUACAUGCUGUGUGAUAUCUAUGAGGAGCUCAUUACUAAAAUGCUAGUCCACGUACAGGAUGCCGAACGAGGGUUGGGCAACCAGGUAUUCGACCACAUGUACACGAGCGCUGAUGUUGCGCGCAUCGUUGAUGCUAUAGAGAAUGAGUGUGCCAAGGCCUCGGCUAGUAACAGUAUGUCCAUUGGUGUUCAUAAUGCCAGUUACCAAUGUACUUGCGAGGCUCUCCAGGUUGAUGCCAAGACUUCACCUGUGCUAUCAAGCAGUUCCUACUUCUCAGAUUUCGGUGUUUCCCGGGGCCCGUUUUCACUUGAUUUCGUGGAUAUUGUACCUAAAGUGGGUCGUUAUACACCUGGGUUAGCGAGUGAUUCAAUGUCGUUGAGUGGCGACCUAAUGUACAUGUCCAAAACAACGGAUCCCAAGCGUAAGACCCGGGCCAAGGAUACCAAGAAGACGCCUGAUACCUGCGCCAGCAUAAUACCGCCAUUUGAUAUCGCCAUACGUGACAUGGUUAUUAACCAGAAAACUGCCCAUUCCGCCUAUCCCAAGCUGUUCCCUGAUAUCAAUGAGGUCAUUAAAUACCCCAAUGGAGCUCACAGCUCGAGUAAUAACGGGGCGAUAGCUACUUUACGCCGUUGGGGAGAGUACAAUUCAUUUUUAUACCAGCAAAACCUGGGAUAUGACUUUAAUGUUGCGGCUGGCUUUGCUGACUUGCUGCGUCUGGAGAACCACGGCCUUAAGGCGUAUCCCAACCCGUUGCUGGAGUCGAGGCGAUACAACGAAACGCAGGCUCUGCGCAUCAAGCAUGCCUUUGAAAUUGGUAUAGUAACUUCCCAUGACCUAUCUGGCUGUGAAGGCUUCGCUUCUGAAGAGAAGUUCGUCCCAACCAAGCGGCUCCUGGUUUACCACGAGUGCGUUGACGAAGAGAGUGGUAAAAAGGUCCCUGUGCGCGUUGAGCAUCUCUAUUGGGGCCUUAGGAGACUAAUGCUGAACAAGAUGAAUGCUGAGAUAGAUAGUGCCUUCGUACAAAGCAGCAAGGCAAAGCGUACCAAGGGCACUACCAAGUGCAUAUGUGGAGGUCCCUGCGACUCUGAGGAGUAUGAAUGUGUCUUGAACUUGCGAUGGAAGCCGUUACCAAGGGAUUGCUUUGUGCUAUAUGCCCUUCGUCCUGAUAAUAACCCAAUUCGCCGUGGCAGGCGCAGGUUUACCUUUAUGCACCCAGAAGCUGAUUUGGCGCAGUACGUCGACAUUUCAAAGCGUAGAGUUAACCCGAAGGCCCCUGAUAUCAUCAUACUCAUUGUUGGUGCACCGGUAUCGCUUUGUGCAGCUCCGCAAACUCCUUUCCCAUUGGUCGACGACAGCGACUACCCACUGCUGUUAUUCAAGUGGAUGUGUUCGGAUUCCGUGGACCUUGUAUGCUAUGGCGCGGUUGUUUGCGACGCCAAGAAGCAGUUGCAACACUAUAUAUUCGAGUGGCUCCUGCCACUGCUCCGUGAGCUUGGUGUGCUGCCAAAGCUAGGUCCAGGUGAAAAGGAGGACAUUGAGCGAUACCAGAUAUUGGAAGAAUGCAGUGUUCGCACGGUACAGAACGUCAGGCGUUGGAGCUGUGCCAUUAGGAAGAUUAACAAACGGACUGGUGAUAUUAUUAUCGCCCAGGUCAAACGGCUUACAGAUUCACCUGCUACUCUUAAAUUCAGGGAGACUACGGAGUUCAUCAACACCAUAAAGGAGCUGGAGGCCCUGGAGUUCCUACCACCAGCGGAGCAAGCGGAUUCACUAGAGCUAGUUCGUAUGGGCUCCGAUCGCAUGGACAGCGUCGAGAAGGCUCCUGACGACACGCAGAAAAUGGCCAAACGAAAGAAGCAGAAGAAGAAAAUGCCGAAAACAGCUAUCCCGAGUAACAAAAAGAGCACCUUUUCGAAAACUAUUGCACCACCGGAAAGCGAUUCCGAUAGUGCCGUUGAGGAGGUAUCUACACCUUUGCAGCCGGAGGUACCGGUAUUACCUGAAUCGCAGAUUGAAGAGCCAAAGACCGACGAGAUGAAAACGCCAGUGGCAGUUACUGAAGGAUCUGAUACUGACUACGAUGAUCGUGGUGAAGAGGUUGCUGAGGACGAAGAGUAUGAGGAGGAGUUUGACGUCACUGCGCUGGUUGACGACGCCCAGGAUAUAGGUGAUACAGCUGUGUCGUACAUAGACCGUUCGUCUAUCGAGUUGAGUGGUCUGGCCAAUGGAUCUAUGCAUGAGUAUCUAUCCCGGAUAGAUGUCAACCAGCUGGGUACCCCUGACGCUGCAAGUGACCUUUGUGUCUAUAUCCAGCGAAUAGUAGAAACUGAGUUCACGGAUACUGAUGACUUCAUUGAGGAGCCCUUGAAGGACCAGGUGGCAGUUACAGUUGGCCCUAGCACCCGGAGUUGCCUCGAUUUAAUGCUGUGCCUAGUCAAGUCAGUUACUGACAAUACACAUCUAUUAACUGGUCUCCACGGGUUGUUGAAUACGUUAUAUGACCAAUCCCCAAUGAAAUCAGCUUGCAUAGCUUGCUAUGUCCUAGUAUCCAUGGGCAACACCACGAUACAGGACCACCUCAACUCAAAGCAGGGCGACGAUCUUGUGGUUUCGUGUGUCAACAUGAUAUCGGAGCAGUGCCUGGAGUACAGUUACUUGCUAUUCACUGAGUGCGACGAAAGGAGUGCUUUGGGUGCUAUGCUUGUUUGUUUAUACAUUUUCUCGGAUAUCAACGAGACCAUUGGGCGUCUGUGUAACGGAAAUGGCGAUUUGCUUUAUCUCAUGAACGUCUAUUACGAUACGUUACAGGAAAUCCCAGAAUUGGAUGAGCGUGACGUAUAUAGUGACUUAGAUUUCCGCAUGGAUGCUUUCCAGCAGUUUGUAGGCUUGGGCAUGUAUAAAACCAACGAGAUCCUGGAGCACGUGAAGCACAAUUCUGAGCUCAUGUCAGGGUUCAUGUCCAGGAAGUCGCCUUACGGCAGGCUGGAGUUAAUAUCCGAGGUCGAGCGCCUGGUACUGCUCCAGUUGAAGAUGUGGUGGAACCGUCGCGAGAUGUACUUUGGGUCUAUAAAGACCAGGGUACAGAAUGGAUACGUAGAGUUUGUUCUUGCGAGAGGUGAUUGCCAGGCAUUGCGCCAGGCGCAUUCUGACCAUAAUGGACCUGUUCCAAUAUCUGAUGUUGAGGUGCGCUAUCUCCAGGGAUGUUGCAGCAGGUACCCCGAUGAACUGGGUAUCAGUAUAGACGAUGGCUUAGUGAGAUUUGGCACUAUCGAUACCGGUGUAUCGCUAGGCCCUGAUGAGGCUUGUGCAGUUAUCGACGCUGCGGUGUCAAUGGCCCAGCUCAUAGAGAGUCGCAACGUGCUUCGUGCGGUGCGAAAUGUCAGCGUUGACCCAGAAGAUGGGAUUACCUUGUUUGGUGACCUUGAUGCGAUGCGUUUGUGGAGUACGCAGACCGCAUUGGUCACAAUGUCGGUGCGUUGCUCUGGUACCUUGGACCACGUGAUGACCUCUGAUAUCGACACUAUCAUACAACACUACUACGCCCGUGCGGUGCGCCAUAUACCGCAUCCGCCCAAAAUGCCACCUCAGCAUAUGCACAUGGUGGGUAACCACGGUUAAAAUUAAAUUAUUAAUUGUGAUUAGCGAUU
Messenger RNA from Babesia bovis T2Bo, 8388 nucleotides. RefSeq lists its product as uncharacterized. NCBI's taxonomy places the organism in Eukaryota, Apicomplexa, Aconoidasida, Piroplasmida, Babesiidae. The record is from RefSeq and is a predicted model, not a curated record. The coding region runs from base 269 to 8359 and encodes 2696 amino acids. The transcript has 2 exons. Gene Ontology annotation, molecular function: protein binding.